Messenger RNA from Penicillium psychrosexuale, 2931 nucleotides. It is a transcript of the gene pdeB, whose product is annotated as 3',5'-cyclic-nucleotide phosphodiesterase PDE2. Gene Ontology annotation, molecular function: 3',5'-cyclic-nucleotide phosphodiesterase activity. Lineage: Eukaryota; Fungi; Ascomycota; Eurotiomycetes; Eurotiales; Aspergillaceae. The record is from RefSeq and is a predicted model, not a curated record. Gene Ontology annotation, biological process: signal transduction. Bases 1 to 2931 code for a protein of 976 amino acids. The transcript is spliced from 2 exons.
AUGGUGGACCGCGUGGAUUGCGCGGGCCUGUACAUUGACGACCGAGUGCGGUCGGAGAGAUGGGUGCGCAGGAAUUCCAUCGAUACUUCAACCAUCUCGUGCGCGGGUUCCUUCGCGACACCCGAAGAACCGGAGGCCCUGCAAGCCGAUGUGGAGCAGCUAUUGUUGGUGUGCAAACAAGUCUAUCUCUGCCACAACGGUUCCUCCUUUGCAACGAAACUGGCCGAGCUCAGCGACCGGGCGGGUAGCGAAUGCAACCCGAUUUUCGCAUUCUUCGAGGUUGACUUCAGCGGCGAAGAGUCGAACUUGGCUCGUCGAAAAGCCAGUCGCGCUUCAUGGGCCGACAAUGCUCCUCCUUCGCCGGGCUCCAUCCACCGCACUUUCACGUUUUCAACGCAGUCCGACGAAGCACGGGGGCUGUCCCUUCUGUCCGGUGUCUCGAACGAUAUUCAAGCCCAAGAAGGGCCAAAUUUGGUCAUCCCCAUUGCUAUUUUGCGCCUUCCUACUCCCGAUGCCCCUAACCUUGCGUCUGUCGGCCCUACCAGUCAACCGGAUUCUCAAGGACCUCUCACGGUGGAGCACAAGCAAAUUGCCCGCUGUCUUGAUGCCGGUGCUAUGGAUGUCUUGACCACCCCGCUAGAUCGGUCGCGGAUCCAAGGGCUUGUGGUUCAUGCCUACCGCACCCGUAAAGCGGCUCAGAGAGAGAUGUCCCGGUUCCUCGCACGGAGAAAGCAACGAAAGCUUUCUUGGGUCGGCGUGCAUGAUGAGCAGCCAUAUUCUUAUCUAAGAGAAGCCAUGGUUUCAAAGCUCAUGAAAGGAAUUUGCAACCCAGAAGAAGUCAUACAUGAUGAAUUCCAAGAGCUGGAUCUCAACGUUGAUCCCGCGCGUAUCCCUUUUGUCAGAAAAGAGGUAGGCAGUUGGAAUUUCUGCGCUCACGAGUUCACUGAGGACGAACUGGUCUUUGGCGCUUGUGAGAUGAUACAACAUGCUUUCACUAUGCCAGGACUGGACCCCUGGCGGUUGACCCCCGAUGAAUUGCAAACUUUCCUUCUCAGCUGCCGCGCCGCCUAUAACUCCUUCGUGCUUUACCACAAUUUCCGCCAUGCGAUUGAUGUACUGCAAUCCGUCUUUUGCUUCCUGCUCCGCAUUGGUGCCUUGCCUCCAUAUCAAUCAAUUGGUCAAUCUCCUGUCCCCGAAACUCCCAUCACCUCCCUUCUCACGCCAUUCGACGCCCUUACCCUCCUUAUCUCGGCCAUUGGUCAUGACGUUGGCCACCCAGGCGUCAACAAUUUUUUCCUCGUCAAACUCAACGCACCUCUUGCUCAACUCUACAAUGACAAUUCCGUCUUGGAAGCGUUCCAUUGCGCCGCCUUUUCCCAGAUUUUGCGUCGGCACUGGCCUGCGGCAUUCAAGGACAAUCAGCUGCGAAAGCUCCUCAUAAGUUCUAUCCUGGCCACAGACAUGGGUGUGCACCAGAAGUUCAUGCAGCGAAUGGGCUCAUUCCAAGAAAAGUUCUACGAAAACAACCAAUCUGUUGAUGGCUGGAAGCCUCAAGAUGUCGACAUGUACAAGACUCUCAUUUGUGGAUUAUUGAUCAAAUGUGCCGACAUCAGUAACGUGGCUCGACCGUGGGAAGUUGCAAUGAAGUGGACGCAAAUCCUGCAAGAGGAAUUUGCCAACCAGGGCGAGAUGGAAAGGGAGGUUGGAAUGGAAACCGCACUGUUUGGCGGGCCGCCCGAAUUAGGGAACAUCUACAAACUGGCUACUGGUCAAAUUGGAUUCAUGUCGAUAUUCGCCCUGCCACUCUUUGAAGGCAUUUCCGACCUUCUGCCCCAGUUGCAGUUCGCUACAGACCAUAUCCUUCGCAAUCAGGCACGGUGGCAAGAACUUGCUAACGAAGAGCUGAAGAAGCAAGGUCUUCCAAUUGAGAAACGGGCCGAGGUCACUGUUUCGCCUCGCUCCCGUAGCCCUGCAGCUUCUGACCAACUCUUCAAUUCAGGAGAUGGCGCAGCGGAUAAUCCAGACUCUGAUGGAUACAACGAAAACACCAUUGAACCAGUUGUGUCGCCAGAUACUUCAGGUCCUCAGAUCGAGAUUACAGGAAGUGCCCUAGCGCCGGUGGCUGAAUUUUCAUCACGGAAAUCUUCUAAUGCCAUCCCGGACCUUUCUUGUUUCUCCAUCCCAGGAGCCCCGGAGUCUGCCCGUGGGUCUAUCUCGACACAGCUUCAUAGCCCUCUCACAGAAGCAAGCCCCGUUACCGACGAUCCUGCUAUUUUAGCCGCCGUCUUGUAUGCCAACUCGGCCUUCGGUAAUGGGAAUUCACCAGUGGGGCGUGGCCAUACUUUCGGGGCUGCCGAGAGACCAAGCAGCUCCCGCCAAGGUCUUUCACAUGGUUCUCAACGCGGCUCCGAACGCCACCAUGCGCAGCACAGCUCCUCUGCCCGUACGGGCUCUAAUCGCAAUAGUUGUACACGGACGCAAAGCACUUACAGCAACACCAUGACACCUAUAUCUCCCGCAACUAAUGCCUCGAGCUUUUUAGCCGUCGAUAGCGGCGACGAAAAGCGAGGCUCCGGGGAAAGUGCCGCGCCAAGUGAUAUUGGAGGACCUGAGGACAAUAGCACACGUCCCAGCACAGCGGACGUGUAUCCUUCAGGUUUAACAGCAGGCGGUUUCAGCCCCGGUCGCAACUCUAUCGCUCGUAGUCAAGCUCGAUCCGAAGAUGGCACCAGCAAAGACUUCUCCAGGCUGGAAGCCCCUGGGACCCGCAGCACGACUCAUUCAACGACUACUGGCGAAAGCAUCAAAAAUGAAGCUCCUCCAGCGGAUGACUCUCAUGGUCAUCAUAGACUUCCUAAGCGGAGGAGUCGGCUUCGACUUGCUUUUUGGAAGCGUCGUAACCAUUCGCACGAGGUCCCCGGUGAGACAUGA